AUGAUAGCCUCCAUCCUCUGCUUUUGCUUUUCCACAUCGUGGAUUUUUCGGCGAUCUGCCUGGGCUGCAAAAAACUUUCAAGCAAAGUACUCAGGUUCCUUGAAUAUCUCCAACCUCUUCGACGAUCCCCUUGAAAUCUGUGACGAUUCUUCACGCAUAACAAAUUCGAAGGUGCAGAAGGACUGCUUCACUGAGCCGGCGUCAGGUCUAAUAAUUCUCGACUUGGCUUUAAAUGUUGUUCUUACGACAGAAUUCCUUUUGAAGGUCUUAUUAGCGCCAGAUAAGCACAAAUUUCUCACAUCCAUUGUUUCCAUAAUCGACAUGGUCAAUCUCAUUACUUACUGGAUCUACAUAAGUGUUUUCUAUUUUACCUACUACCACAAAAAACAAAGUGCCGCUUCAUUCGAUCCGACCAAAAUGAUGGACAGACCUCCAAAUAACUUAUGGCUUUUGAAUAUACUCUCAAUGAGUCAAAUUAUGCGAAUUUUGAGGAUUUCCAAAGUUUCAAAAAUAUCUCGUGGCCUUCGCGUUUUAAUGUUGACCGUGAAGAAAUCGAUUCCCGAGCUCAUGCUCUUGGCAUUUCUCUUGAUGAAUGGAAUGUUCAUGUUCUCCUGUAUGAUCUACAUGGCCGAGUACAGUGUCAACGACACUUUUGCGGAUAUACCAGAAGCAUUUUGGUGGUCCAUCAUAACUCUCACCACCGUGGGCUACGGCGACACUUAUCCGAAGGGCACAGCUGGUUACAUUGUUGGCUCGAUGGCAGCCAUAUCGGGAUGCAUUGUUACUGGUUUGGCUAUCCCCAUCAUCGGAAAUAAUUUCAACACCUACUAUAUGUACAUGAAGAAUCAACUAAAGGAGGAUAAGUAUUUGAAAGAAUUGCGAAGAGACAUUAAUUCUGUUGGUGGAAACAAUAUUAUGAAAGGCUUGGGCGGAUUUGCAGAGAAGACGGGCAUUCCAAUGCUCCAUAGGAAGUACAGACAAUUUCGUGGAGAUAAACAAUACCCUGUCAGCAAUCGCAUCACUAAUACAAACGCGGCAAAACGAGAUGAAGGCCGCCGUAAAGCAAAGCCCAUGCUUUCUCCAACCAAAAAGAAGAAUUUUCCUCCUAGCGAAACUUCUGACAAUCUGAAGAAAAGUUUGCUCAUGAGCUCAGGAAGUAGGUCAGUCGGAGGCGAACCCAGUAAUCUUGGAAACAACACACGAACAACCACACUAGAGCGCGUAUCCCUCGGGGAAUCGGUGGACCACAGACAAAGCAUUGGAAUGCACUCUGAUCCCAUUGCUGACCGUCGGACAAGCAUGCUUCACCCUUUGGCCACUGAUGGAUUGCUUAACCUGAUUCCUUCCUCCGAGAUACAUACUUCCGGCAGUUUGAUACGGCCAGAGUGGGACGAACCCAGUGAAAUGGAAUUGGAAGAAAUUCGAUGCAUUCACGCGGCAUUAAGGAACCGCGGUCCAAGCAAUGCAGAUCGAGAGAGUUUUAAUAGUGAUGCUGAUCUGCACCAGGGCGGGAUGUCUUUCUCCGAUUUCGCCACAAGUCCCAAUGAACAGCACAACGACGGUUCCUUCUAUACUACAGCAGAUUUCUGCAAGCUCAGUUCCAUAGCAGAUAACACUGGCCUGAAACGCAACUAUGUAUGA
Molecule: messenger RNA, 1641 nt
Organism: Hydatigera taeniaeformis
Lineage: Eukaryota; Metazoa; Platyhelminthes; Cestoda; Cyclophyllidea; Taeniidae
Source: the annotation of a GenBank genome assembly